AAAUCAAUUUAUAAAAAAAAAAAAAUUUUUUUCUUCUUAAUUAUGACGUCAUUUAAUGAUUGGAUUGAUAAGAAAAUAAAAAAUGGAGACAUAGAUUAUAUUGAAUAUAGAGAGUUCAAUAAUGUGAAAAAAGUUGGAAGAGGAGGAUUUGGACUUGUAGAAAGCGCUGAUUGGAAAAGUUGUGGAAUUAAAAUAGCAUUAAAGUCUCUUCUAGAUAAUUCUUCGGUUGAUGAAAAUAGUAUGAACGAGUUUGUUAAAGAGCUAAAGAAUUUGAAGAAAGUUAGCUUUCAUCCAAACAUAAUUACUUUUUUUGGAAUUUCAAAAGAACCUUUAUCAGAAAAGUAUGCAAUGGUAUUAGAUUUUGCUAAUCAAGGAAAUUUAAGAGAAUAUUUAGCAAUUCAUUUUAAUGAUCUUGAAUGGAGUGAUAAGAUUCAGAUGGCCUCGGAUAUUGUAUGUGGAUUGAAAUGUUUACAUUUCAAACACAUAAUUCAUAGAGACUUGCAUGCGAAAAACAUAUUAGUUAAUAAUAAUAGACUAAUGAUCGCUGACUUCGGAGCAUCUAAGCAAUUAUCAGAAGCUAAUUCAACAAAUUCAACAAAUUCAACAGCCGAUGGAAUAGGAAUGAUUGAAUAUAUGGAACCACAACGCUUUGUGUUUAUCAAUCAUAAAAAAACUAAAAAGUCCGAUAUUUAUGGUUUAGGUGUUUUAUUAUGGGAAAUUUCAAGCGGACGUUCUCCUUUUCAUGGAAUCCCUCGACCGUUAUUAUGUACUCAUAUUUAUCAUAAUAAUCUUAGAGAAACCCCAAUUGAAGGUACACCUUUGAAAUAUCAACAACUUUACCAAAAAUGUUGGGAGAAUGAUCCGAAUUUAAGACCAGAUAUUGAAGAAGUGUAUGAUAUUUUAAUUAAAUUAAAGAGUGAUUAUUUCCCUGAUCUACCAUCGAUACUUUUAGAAUCAGAAUCUGAUUCACAAUCAAGUUUUAAUGGAAUCGAUAGUAAUCAAUCAAAACUAAUGAUACCUAGAUCUUCUGAUAAUACUAUUGAAGCAGCAGGAAAUGAAGGGUUUAGGAAUUUGUUAAUAGUUGGAUAUGCUAGUAGUGGUAAAUCCACAUUAUCUAAUGUAUUAUGUGCUACUGAUGAAUUUGAGGAAAGUGAAUGUUCGGCAAGGAAUAUUAGAAAUUUCCAGAAAAACAUUUUUAAGUGGAACGGGACAACGUAUCGUUUGAUUGAUAUCGGAUUUAGUUCAAUUAAAAAAAUUUUGUGUAACAAAACGGAAAUAUUACAAUUAAUACCGGAAGGGAUAAGUCAAGUUUUACUUGUAGUUGACGGAAGAUUCAAGGAAAAAGAAAUAGAAGCGUUCGAGUUUUUUGAAAAAACAAUUUUAGAAAGCGGGAUUAUUGGAUAUACUACCAUUGUGAGAACUAAAUUUUGUAACUUUAAAAAUAAAAAUAAAUGCGAGGAAGAUAAAAAACAAAUGUGUGAAGAAAGCAAAACUAUUGCUAAAAUGGUUGAAUCAUGUAGUAUCAUACAUGUUGACAACCCUCCGACGAAUAUCAUCGUUAAUGAUAAUGAUGAUCAAGAAAGAAUUAAUUAUAAUAGAAAAACGAGAGAAAGAUCAAGAACACUACUAUUAAGCCACUUGGAGUUUGUAUGUCAAAAUAAAUACUAUGAAUAUAAUAACGUAAUUAAAUAUUCUCAAUUAGUAAUUGAUCUAAUCCCUUUUCUAGAGAAAAAAGGAAAAGAGAUGAGUUAGUAUAUUCAAUUUUAUUAAUUUUAUAUAAUUAAUAUUAAAAUGAUGUUCUUAUUUAAUGAUCUAUUAUAAUAAUUAGCAACUCCUAUACCUGAUGAACUGGAAGAAAAAAAAAUUAGAAAUUUGUUAGUGGUUGGUUAUUCUGGAAGUGGUAAAUCCACAUUAACCAAUGUACUAAAUGAUACUGGUCAUCUAGAGGGAAACAAGCAAAUUAGGAAAACUAAAAAUUUCCAGAAACGAGUUUUUAAACGUAACGAAACGGAAUAUCGUAUAGUUGAUACCAUUGGAAUCGGAGACAUUAAUUUGACUAAAAAGCAAGUUAUAUGUGAAAAAAUAGCAGAAGUGUUCUAUUUGUUACCGGAAGGGAUAAG
Molecule: messenger RNA, 2120 nt
Organism: Rhizophagus irregularis DAOM 181602=DAOM 197198
Lineage: Eukaryota; Fungi; Glomeromycota; Glomeromycetes; Glomerales; Glomeraceae
Source: RefSeq, a predicted model, not a curated record